UAUAUAUAUAUAUUUUUCAUUUUUACUUUUAUAUAUUUUUUAUGUGGAUGUUGUUGUUGUUCACUUGUUUCUGACAAAUCUCAUAUUCAUUUUCUCUGAAACUCAAAAGCUGUUUUUUUCUGUUGAUUCUCCAUUCCCAAAACCAAACAAACACCUUCUAGUGUUGUGUUGUGAUUCCUCAAAAAGCUACUUUUGUUUUUGUUUCAUCAUCUUAAAACUCACCCUUUUGUUUGUUUUUCCAUUUUCCUAUUCUGGGAUUUUUUUUUGUCAUUGUGUAUAUUGUAAACAAACAAAACUUUAUGAGUUGUGGACCAUUGAUGUAAAGUUCUGAGCUUUUUAUUGUACUUGUUUUUGGGUUACUGUUUUUUUAAGAGCUUCUGUUUUUAAUCAAACAGAAGCUCUUUUUUGUUGAAUUUUUUGAUCUCUUUAGAACAAGAAAAGUUGAGGUUUGUUUUGAAGUUCAAGGGAUCUGAAUUGUGAUGGAGAUAUCAAAGGAAAAGUUGCAGAAAAGUGUUGGUGUUGUUGAUGGAGUUGACUCCAAGUCUUGCUACAUGCAGAAGUUUAGGCUCUAUGAAACUCGUUCGAGAUUCUACAUGAUUGGAAGAGACAAAAGCCGAACAUUUUGGAGGGUCUUAAAGAUCGACAGAUUGGAGCCAUCCGAGUUAAAUAUCGUCGAAGAUCCUACAUUAUACUCAGAAGCCGAGUGUUGUGACAUUUUGAAGCGUAUUCAUGACGGAAACAAGUCCACUGGCGGGCUUAAAUUCGUAACAACUUGCUAUGGAAUCAUCGGAUUUAUCAAAUUUCUUGAGCCAUACUACAUGCUGCUUAUAACAAAACGGAAGAAGAUUGGCACGAUAUGCGGACACGAUGUAUAUGCUAUCACAAAGAGCGAAAUGGUUCCGAUUCCACAUCCAAGUGUGCGAUCGAAAUUGGCAUAUUCUAAGGAUGAGAACAGAUACAAGAAGCUUCUAUGCAGUAUGGAUCUUACAAAGGACUUCUUUUACAGCUACUCGUACAACAUCAUGCUAAGUCUUCAAAAGAACUUAUCUGGUCAUAAUGUUAUGGGACAAUCACUUUAUGAAACACUUUUUGUUUGGAACGAGUUCUUAACUCGUGGAAUCAGGAAUACACUCCAGAAUACUUCCUGGACUGUUGCCUUAGUCUACGGCUUUUUUAAACAGGUUAACCUCUCUAUAUCCGGCCGUGAGUUCAAUAUGAUUAUUAUUGCUAGGCGCUCAAGGCACUAUGCUGGUACCAGAUAUUUGAAACGAGGAGUCAACGAACGUGGUAGAGUUGCUAAUGAUGUUGAGACGGAGCAAAUAGUCUUUGCAGAUGCUAGUGAUGGAUCCCCGAUGCAAAUCAGUUCGGUGGUGCAAAUACGGGGUUCAAUCCCUCUCUUCUGGUCUCAGGAAGCCUCGCCGUUGAAUAUGAAACCUGAUAUUAUAUUAUCUCAAAAGGAUGCAAUGUUUGAAGCCACAAGACUUCAUUUCGACAAUCUUGUCAAGCGAUACGGAAAUCCGAUAAUUAUACUGAACUUGAUUAAGACUCGUGAGAAAAAGCCUCGUGAAACUAUCCUGCGAACCGAGUUCGCUAAUGCUGUUAAGUCUAUUAAUCAAAAUUUGAGCGGGGAUGAACGCCUGAGGUUUCUUCACUGGGAUCUGCAUCGACACUCAAGACGCAGCAAGGCCACCAAUGUGCUAUUGCAGCUGGGAAAAGUGGCCGCGUUUGCGUUGAAGCUAACUGGCAUCUUCUACUGUCCAGUUACACCAAACAUGAAGCUAGAGGGAUUAUUCCCAUAUUCGUUCUCCGAAAAUAACAACGUCAUUGAUAAAAACAAAGAUCACAGUGGCGAUGACGGGAACAGAGAUUACAGUGUCAAACCGAAGACACUUCAAUCAGGCGUGUUGAGGACAAAUUGCAUAGAUUGUUUAGACCGCACCAACGUUGCGCAAUAUGCUUAUGGACUAGUUGCACUUGGAAGUCAGUUACAAGUGUUAGGAUUUACUGAAAGCCCGCAUAUUGAUCUUGACGACCCUUUGGCAAAGGAAGUGAUGACAGCUUAUGAGUCCAUGGGAGACACACUAGCCUUUCAAUAUGGCGGUUCUGCAGCGCACAACAAGAUAUUUUCUGAAAGAAGAGGUCAAUGGAAGGCAGCAGCACAAUCCCAAGAACUUAUUCGAACCAUACAGCGUUAUUACAACAAUACGUAUUUGGACGGUGCUAAACAAAAAGCCAUUAACAUAUUCUUGGGGCAUUUUCAGCCACAGCAGGGAAAACCAUUACUUUGGGAGCUUGAUUCAGAUCAACAUUACAAUGUUGGAAAUUAUGGACCAAAUUUAGCGGACGGAAUUGAUGGGUCAUUUAUUAGAAGAUCACAAUCCGAUGGUGAUAUUAUCAGCGAAAGUGAUGCUACAAUUAGGAAUUUGCAUGCUCCAGACUGUCAACACUCGUCUAAAAAUCCCGAUAAACGAUCUCUUUUGAAGUCUAGUUCAGACACAUUCACUUGUGAAAGUUCUAUUUGUCAUUGCAGGCAAAUUUAUGGAGGAAUGGGAAAGGACCAAUUUCGUGAAAGCGAUCACAUUUGUUAUGCGGAACAUGGAGAUGCAUGUGAUUGCUCCAAUUUCCUCGAUGUGGACUCGCUUUCUUCUGGAAAUUCUUGUGAAGAGGAACUACUUGAAAGGUCAAUCAGCAUCUCCUCAGACAACAUUGUGAAUGAACAAAUAACUGAGGCGCCUGCAACUGAAUCUGGACCUAUCUUGAAGGAGAGGCAAAGUGAAGAAAAACAUAGUGAUAGCUUUGAAAAGUGGGUGACUCAUGGUGAGAUGCUUUAUGUUUGAGACUAGUAUCAUCUUGUCCGAAGGACGAGGAAUUCAUGACUUUGAUGUACAGAAAAAUAAAUGGUAAGAUAUAAUCGAAAAGCUAAUACAAGUUGCAGAAGCUAAGAAGCUGAUUUUUGUUCAACAGAGCAAUUGAGUUACAUAUUUAUAUUUUCAUUUGGGAGGUAGUGGUAGAGAUGUUAAUAAGUCAUGAAAAUUUUUGUGCCUCACCAUUUAGGUACACAUUAUAUUAUAUCAUACAUUCAAAAUUAUCAAUCAUGUAUAUAGUUUAAUUUCAUUGAAAAGACAAAAAAAAUACAUAGCUGGUACCCAGAUUAUUACAA
Lathyrus oleraceus (garden pea) is the source of this 3160-nucleotide messenger RNA. Its product is annotated as phosphoinositide phosphatase SAC2. The record is from RefSeq and is a predicted model, not a curated record. Bases 480 to 2837 code for a protein of 785 amino acids. The transcript is spliced from 16 exons. Gene Ontology annotation, molecular function: phosphatidylinositol-3,5-bisphosphate 5-phosphatase activity. Gene Ontology annotation, cellular component: intracellular membrane-bounded organelle. Lineage: Eukaryota; Viridiplantae; Streptophyta; Magnoliopsida; Fabales; Fabaceae. Gene Ontology annotation, biological process: phosphatidylinositol dephosphorylation.